This is a messenger RNA of Lentinula edodes (shiitake mushroom), 216 nucleotides long. RefSeq lists its product as uncharacterized. Lineage: Eukaryota; Fungi; Basidiomycota; Agaricomycetes; Agaricales; Omphalotaceae. The transcript is spliced from 3 exons. Bases 1 to 216 code for a protein of 71 amino acids. The record is from RefSeq and is a predicted model, not a curated record.
AUGGCUGAACCUAUAAAUGCCCUCAAUAACUUUGCUCAAAGCCGUCACCUUACAGUGUCUUAUACCGACACUCACACCGGAACACAACAUGCAGGUGUCUGGAUAUCCAUUGUAUACAUAAAUGGCGUUGAACAUGGAAGAGCCACUGGCAGCAACCGCAACGCUGCUCGAGCAGGCGCUGCACAGAUAGCUUUGAACGUUCUCGAAUUAGUGUAA